AUGAUUGUCUUGGAGUGGUUUUUAUUUGGCUGCCACUGGUCCACUGGGUCACCUUUCGCUGUAGCACCACCAAACAUCGGGAGAUUGCAUCCGGGAUCAUCAUGUCUUAAGAAGGUUUUUCUUCUCCUUAUGUUGGUCUUGCAGAUAUCUUUUGACUCGCACAAAGGAGGCAAAGAGAUCCUUCGGCGAUUGAGAAAUCGUUAUGGAACAUGCGGCGUGUGCUGGAAUGUCGCGGGUCGCCUGCACGUCACGCUGGGACUUCGCGGGUCGCUUGCCUGUGCACUAAGACAAACGCGCACGGGUAGUCGGGCACCUAGGAGCUGUGACGCGGCAUUGCACUGGUUGUACGGUUUGGUACGGCACUGGUCGCUGCCAGGCACGGCCUGA
This is a messenger RNA of Striga asiatica, 387 nucleotides long. NCBI's taxonomy places the organism in Eukaryota, Viridiplantae, Streptophyta, Magnoliopsida, Lamiales, Orobanchaceae. The record is from the annotation of a GenBank genome assembly.